Cyphellophora europaea CBS 101466 is the source of this 2304-nucleotide messenger RNA. RefSeq lists its product as uncharacterized. Lineage: Eukaryota; Fungi; Ascomycota; Eurotiomycetes; Chaetothyriales; Cyphellophoraceae. Gene Ontology annotation, biological process: carbohydrate metabolic process. The coding region runs from base 1 to 2304 and encodes 767 amino acids. The transcript is spliced from 2 exons. Gene Ontology annotation, molecular function: hydrolase activity, hydrolyzing O-glycosyl compounds; carbohydrate binding. The record is from RefSeq and is a predicted model, not a curated record.
AUGAAGUUCACCCAGGGCAUGUGGCGUACACGCGAAGGCAUCGAAUUCAACUGGAUGGGACAUGCUGAGCGAGUGACCACCACUGACUCCGAAGCCAACAUCCUCCUUACCCAACCUCAACGCCGUCGAGGCGAUCAGCUCAACAAAGGUACCCUCACCGCCAACAUCCGGUCUCCGCUGGACGGCGUCACAGCUGUCAAACUCACCCACUGGGACGGUGCCGAUGACCCAGGUCCAAACUUCCCUCUCAACGAGGCCUCACCCGCUGUGAGCAUCGAGAACAAACCAGCGAAGUCUCUCAUCUACAGUACUGGACCAUUAUCUCUCGACGUCGACACCGCCCCAAAUUCACUGUCCUUCACUUACAACGACAUAACCGGCCCGACUGCCCGCAAAUUGACAUCUCACUCCUUCCGCUCCCUCGCUUACGUCUCCGACGCCAACACCUCGACCUACAGUGCCUCUGACGAACUUUACGCCGAGAAGGACAACCACAUCCUCUUCGCUCUUGACCUCUCCGUUCACGAGAAGAUCUACGGCCUCGGCGAGCGCUUUGGGCCCUUCGUGAAGAACGGCCAGGCCAUCGAUAUUUGGAACGAAGAUGGCGGUACCUCGUCGGAAUUGACAUACAAGAACAUCCCCUUCUACCUCAGCAGCCGCGGCUAUGGCGUCUUCGUCAACCACCCAGGCAAGAUCAUGCUGGAGGUGCAGAGCGAGCGCACCACACGGGUCAACGUGGCCGUGCAGGCAGAGAGCGUCGAGUACAUGGUGGUGGCUGGGCCGACACCCAAGGCCAUCCUCGAUCGCUACACGGCCCUCACGGGCCGCCCAGGCCUACCGCCAGCAUGGAGCUACGGCCUCUGGCUCACGACGUCUUUCACGACCAGCUACGACGAGGCAACGGUGACGGGCUUCCUAGACGGGUUCCGCCAGCGCGAUAUCCCGCUCAGCGUCUUCCACUUCGACAGCUUCUGGAUGAAGGGCUUCCACUGGUGCGACUUCGAGUUCGACGCCGACCUGUUCCCGGACCCGAAAGCGUACCUGGCCCGGCUCCGCGAGCGCGGCAUCAAGGUCUGCGUGUGGAUCAACCCGUACGUCGGACAGGCGUCCAAGCUGUUCCGCGAGGGGAAAGAGAAAGGGUACUUCGUCCUGCGCGCCGACACGGCCACGCGCACGGUCUGGCAGUGGGAUAACUGGCAGGCCGGCAUGGCGCUGGUGGACUUCACCAACCCGGCCGCCACGGAAUGGUAUGUAGGCAAGCUGAAGGGCCUGAUGGACCUGGGCGUCGAUGCGUUUAAGACCGAUUUCGGCGAGCGCAUCCCCUUUGACGCGCGCAAGAUCAAAUACUUUGACGGCAGCGACCCGCGGCGCAUGCACAACUUCUAUUCGUUCCUGUACAACAAGGCCGUCUACGAGGGCAUGCAGGCCCACGGCAAGGACGCGUGCCUCUUUGCCCGCAGCGCCACCACCGGCGGCCAGCGCUUCCCAGUGCACUGGGGCGGCGACUGCGAGAGCACGUACGAAGCCAUGGCGGAGACGCUGCGCGGGGGCUUGAGCCUGGGCCUGUGUGGCUUUGGGAGCUGGGCGCACGACAUCGGCGGGUUCGAAGGCCUGCCGGACCCGGGGCUGUAUAAGCGGUGGGUGCAGUUUGGGCUGCUGGGCAGCCACAGCCGGCUGCACGGCAGUGGGAGCUACCGUGUGCCAUGGAUCUUUGAGGAGAAGUAUCCCGGCGAGGAUGAGAAGUGUAGUAAGGUGUUGAGGGAGGCGGUGCGCAGGAAGUUGAGCUUGAUGCCGUAUCUGUUGCGCGUUGCGGCCGAGGCGGGCGAGAAGGGCACGCCCGUCAUGAGGGCAAUGCUGUUGGAGGUUCCGGAGGAUCAGAAUGUCUGGAAUGUGGAUACGCAGUAUAUGCUGGGGGACGCGUUGCUGGUGGCACCUGUGUUUGACAAGGACGGGUGGGUGAGGUUUUAUGUGCCGGAGACUGAGGGAAAUGGGCUGUGGAGGAGCUGGUUUGAUGGCAAGAAAACCUACAGUGGGGGCAAGUGGUAUGAGGAGCAACAUGCAUUUGAUAGCCUGCCUUUGCUGGUCAAGCCGGGCGCCGUGGUGCCGGUCAAUUACAAGCUGAAGGACUUUGAGGGUGACGUGUUGAAUGGAUUGGAGCUUUUGGUCAAUGGACCCCUGGACAGUGAGAAGGAAGUCAAGAUCGUGGAAGCGAAGGAUGUCGCAAGCGUCAGCAAGACGUUGGUGGUUGGCAAAGAUCUUAGUGUCAAAGGAGCGAACGGGAUCAUGGUGAAGCAGCUUGAGUAA